GAUGUUUACCGCAGGAGGGAAGAGCUUCCCGGUUCUGCUAACGAGCCUCCGCCGCCCAUCCGAUGAGAUCAAUACAUCGCCGAUACCGCUGAUCCGCUCACACGCACACACGUUAUCGAUAACCUGAAGCCCUGGAGGCGCUACGGUCACGGAGAGCCACGUGACCGCGCGCGCGAGCUGCUAACGAGCCUAACGUUCAUGUCGCGCGGACUUCCCCCGAGCUCGGAUAUUUCUACGACGAGCUGGCGGCUCUUCAUCCCAUCCUGCCCAACAUCCUGCUCAGGGGCUUCACGCACUCGGUCAUCGUAGCUCUGUCAGUCUGCACCACAGCGGCGUCGGACCGGCCUGACGCCUUUCACCAGAGGGCGCGAGCAGCCGAAGCCGAUGGUAAGCACCGCGGGGGGAUCUCCUUAGAGCCGCACAUUCGGGAGAGCCGCUGCGCCGCCUUCCAGUAUCGAGCCGAGAAGCGUUCAGAGGGAGGCGACGGUCCCCGACGCGGAGCCGCAGAGCUAGCGAUGCCCGGAUCCACGCCGGCCAGCAGCAAGGCUCGGGUGUACACCGAUGUCAACACACAGAAGAACAGAGAGUACUGGGACUACGACGCACACGUGCCAAACUGGAGCAAUCAAGACAACUAUCAGCUGGUGCGUAAACUGGGUCGAGGGAAGUACAGCGAAGUGUUUGAGGCCAUAAAUGUGACCAACAACGAGAAAGUGGUGGUGAAAAUCCUGAAGCCCGUCAAGAAGAAGAAGAUCAAACGGGAAAUCAAAAUUCUUGAAAACCUGCGCGGAGGAACCAACAUCAUCCGCCUGGUGGACACGGUCAAAGACCCGGUGUCCAGAACACCAGCGCUUGUCUUUGAGUGCAUCAAUAACACAGAUUUUAAGGAGCUUUACCAGAAGCUGACAGACUACGAUAUCCGUUACUACAUGUAUGAGCUGCUCAAGGCUCUGGACUACUGUCACAGUAUGGGCAUCAUGCACCGGGACGUGAAGCCCCACAACGUGAUGAUCGACCACCAGAUGAGAAAGCUGCGUCUUAUAGAUUGGGGUUUGGCGGAGUUCUACCAUCCCGCUCAGGAAUACAACGUCAGGGUGGCCUCCCGCUAUUUCAAAGGCCCCGAGCUGCUAGUGGACUAUCAGAUGUAUGACUAUAGUUUGGAUAUGUGGAGUCUAGGCUGCAUGUUGGCGAGCAUGAUCUUUCUGAAGGAACCGUUUUUUCACGGCCAGGACAACUACGACCAGCUGGUCCGCAUUGCUAAAGUCCUCGGCACCGACGAGCUCUUCGGUUACCUGCACAAAUACCACAUAGAACUGGACACUCGCUUCAAAGACCUGCUGGGACAGCAAACGAGGAAGCGCUGGGAGCAGUUCAUCCAGUCAGAGAACCAGCACCUGGUGAGCCCGGAGGCUCUGGACCUGCUGGACAAGCUGCUCCGCUACGACCACCAACAGAGGCUGACGGCGGCCGAGGCCAUGCAGCACCCGUACUUCUACCCUGUGGUGAAGGAACAGGCAAACGCCAAUACAGACGGCACAAAGGCCAUAAGCAGCUCCAAUGCAACAUGAUAACCAGAGAGCAGGAAGAAUCUUUGUUACCUCAACUUGUGACCUUUUCGUGGCAGAAACUUCUGCCUCCACAUCAACAGCCAUACUGGAUGCAAGAUGUCAAGUUUGCAGAAUACACAAACAAAAAAAACACGCACGGAUUAAACUCCCCUACCCCCCCCCCCCCCCCCCCCCCCCCCCCCCCCACCCCCCACCCCCCACCCCACCCCCCCACCCCUCCUCGAGAAAAAUUAAAUAAAAUUAAAAAAAGCGAGGAGGGGUGGGAGGGGGGAGUGAUCUGAGCUGCUCGUUCCGAAUCACAGAUAAUAAAUCAGAUCUGAACCCCUCCUCCUCCUCCUCCUCCUUCUUCCUCCUGCUUCCCAACACCCCCCCCCCCCUCCCCCAUAACCUGUUUUUAAAAUGAGCAAAGUGACUGUUGGUUCAGUAUCAAGCCGGUGUUGUGCUGUAAAGACGUUCGUCCGUCGUUACGAUGCUGUGGUGACCUGAGAUCCAGUUUUAGCACUGAAUGGCAUGGAGGCUCUUUUUCUGCUACGGAUAGAACAAAAGCUAUAUUGAAAGAGAAUAAACCAUUUUUAUUUAACGAUGA
Cyclopterus lumpus (lumpfish) is the source of this 2154-nucleotide messenger RNA. Its product is annotated as casein kinase II subunit alpha'-like. Gene Ontology annotation, cellular component: protein kinase CK2 complex; cytosol; nucleus. NCBI's taxonomy places the organism in Eukaryota, Metazoa, Chordata, Actinopteri, Perciformes, Cyclopteridae. Gene Ontology annotation, molecular function: ATP binding; protein serine/threonine kinase activity. The transcript has 13 exons. Bases 516 to 1568 code for a protein of 350 amino acids. The record is from RefSeq and is a predicted model, not a curated record. Gene Ontology annotation, biological process: protein phosphorylation; regulation of chromosome separation.